Molecule: messenger RNA, 1926 nt
Organism: Chanos chanos (milkfish)
Lineage: Eukaryota; Metazoa; Chordata; Actinopteri; Gonorynchiformes; Chanidae
Gene: thumpd3
Product: THUMP domain containing 3
Exons: 10
Coding region: 286-1725 (479 amino acids)
Biological process (GO): tRNA methylation
Molecular function (GO): RNA binding; tRNA (guanine) methyltransferase activity
Source: RefSeq, a predicted model, not a curated record
UAAGUUGUUUUGGUUUGUGCCAUACAUUCAGACGUACUCCUCUGUAAAUGUUGUCUUCAGAGCUCAACAACUCAACCACAAAUUGACAAUAACGGAAGUGUCGAGUGUGUUCAAAUCUCUGAGCUAGAUAACGUGAUAGCUAGCUAAAGCCGUGAGGUUAGGAGCGUGACUGAUCUAAGUGCGUUCAGACGUCCUUCAGUGAUAAGUGAAUAUUCCGGGCCAUAACACACCAUCAGAAUAGAGUUCCAGUGGUAUAGAAACAGCUCCCAUCAGACUACAGGACCCAUGGACAGGCAUGACAGUGACCCUACCCUGAUGUCAGGUGACAGCUCUCAGCCAAUCACGGUCACGAUUGGUGCCACCGUACCUACGGGGUUCGAACACACGGCCGCAGAGGAAGUGAAUGAGAAAAUCGGGGCCAGUGCUAGGAUUAGCAGGGACCGUGGCAGAAUCUAUUUUCAGAUAACUACUGAUAAACUUCCUCUGGUCCAUCACUUAAAAUCUGUGGAUAAUCUAUUUGUUGUGGUCGAAGAGUUUGAAAAUUUUCAGUUUAAAGAUUCGAAGGAGGAAGUGUUUGCAGACCUACAGGCCCUGGCCUCCAACCUCCCGUGGCACAACGCGCUGGAGGUCUGGAAGAUGAACAUCUCUCUGAAGAAGAAACGAGGGCGUCGCCGUGGAAACGCCGCCUCCAGGCCGAGCCCCGACGCCGGCCAAGACGCCGCUGAGGAUGCCGUUUCCAUGGAAACGGAGCACAAGGCCGCGCAGGAAGUCGACGGACAAGAGGGCGGCUCCCCCGAGCGGGACGGAGAGCCAAAGGAGGAAGGGUCGGAGGUCAAGCCGCUGAAGUUUCGCGUGACCUGCAACCGAGCCGGGGACAAACACAGCUUCACGUCCAACGAGGCGGCGCGGGAGUUUGGGGGCGCGGUGCAGGAGGUGUUCCAGUGGAAGGCAGACAUGACUCGGUUUGACGUGGAGGUUCUACUGAAUAUCCACAACAGUGAGGUGGUGGUGGGUAUCGCCCUGACGGAGGAAAGCCUCCAUCGCAGAAACAUCACUCACUUUGGGCCAACGACACUCCGCUCCACGCUAGCAUAUGGAAUGUUGAGGCUGUGUAAACCCCAACCCUCUGAUAUCAUCAUAGAUCCUAUGUGUGGGACCGGCGCCAUUCCUGUAGAGGGGGCCAUGGAGUGGCGGCAGGCCUUCUACGUAGCCGGAGACAAUAACGACAUGGCGGUGAGUCGGACCGUCAAUAACGUCGGUCACAUUCAGCGGAAACGACAGGAUGCAGGCAGCACGGCUCCGGGGCUGCCUGUGGACACUCUGCAGUGGGAUGUUUGUCACCUGCCUGUCCGGACUGGCUCUGUGGACAUCGUUAUCACGGACAUGCCCUUUGGGAAGAGAAUGGGGUCGAAGAAGAAGAACUGGGACCUGUACCCGUCGUGUCUGAGAGAGAUGGCGCGUGUUUGCAGACCCGGGACGGGAAAGGCUGUGUUACUGACUCAGGACAAGAAAUGCUUCACCAAGGCGCUGUCCAGGAUGGGUGGUCUGUGGAGGAAGUCCCACACCGUGUGGGUGAAUAUCGGAGGAUUACACGCCGGGGUUUUCGUCCUCAAACGAACGGGCUCCGCCUUUGGCACGACGCCAGAGGACUUGAGAGACGCUCGCGGCGCGGAGGGGCCCGAGGAAGCAGAAUUGAAAAAUAAUCUUCGGACACAAAUGGUCUAGACUGUAAACGAGGCUCAAGUUUCCACUCAAAUGCGAAGGAUGACUUAGCAAAACGGAAAGAACAAGUUUUUUUUUUUUCCCGCGUUACAGGAAAAUACCCAUUAUCAAAUACCCAUGUUGUAUUGGACAGGUUUCUUCUAGGAGUACAUUGUCUGAAAUAACCUUAACAUUAUCGUUCACAGUAUAAAGGAGCUCGCGGAC